AUGGAGCCUGAGCGUGCUGAGCCUGGAGGUACUUUGUCCUCUGGAGGUCCUACGGGUGUCUUGUCACGGCGGGAGCCACUCUCUCCACCGCAGCUGCGCGAGUGGUUUGCUCGGCGCUGGAGCCGUGCUGCUGGAGCUGGGGGGCCUACAACUGGAGGUGCUGCUGGAGCUGGAGCUGCUGGAGGUGCUGCUGGUGCUGGAGCUGCUGGAGGUGCUGGAGCCGCUGGUCCCGGAGGUGCUCGUACUGGAGGUACUGGAGCUGCUGGAGCUGGAGGUGCUGCUACAGCUGGAGCUGCUGGAGGUGCUGCUGGUGCUGGAGCUGCUGGAGGUGCUGGAGCCGCUGGUCCCGGAGGUGCUCGUACUGGAGGUACUGGAGCUGCUGGAGCUGGAGGUGCUGCUACAGCUGGAGCUGCUGGAGGUGCUGCUGGUGCUGGAGCUGCUGGAGGUGCUGGAGCCGCUGGUCCCGGAGGUGCUCGUACUGGAGGUACUGGAGCUGCUGGAGCUGGUGGUGCUGCAGGAGUUGUAGCUGGAGGCACUGGAGCUGUUGCUACUGGAGGUGCCUCUGGAGCUGGUGCUGCUGGAGGUGCUGGAGCUGGUGGUGCUGCAGGAGUUGGAGCUGGAGACCCAGGAGCUGGGGGUACUGGUGCUGUCUCUGCUGGUUCUGGAGGCGAUGCGUGGCCGCGGCCGUACUUCGUUCCACUCCUUCAGCAGGUUCUUGGUCUCCCGACUUCUACUGGUCCUACUCCUCCCUUACUGUGUCCACCGCCUGACCAGUCACAGUCGCAGUUACAGCCAGCCUCCCCACUGCCUGGUCCUUCUCCUUACACUGGGCCGACCGGAGGUCUUGCGGAGCGUCGUGAGCCUAAGUCUCGUCCUGCGUCGCCUGUUCGCGCUGUUCGCACUGGUCGUCGUGUUCCGCGUCAACGUCCUCCUCCUGUCCCCGGCACGCACCAGAUGGCACUUCGUCCUUCCUCUGUUCCACUGCGUGUCCCUCUGCCGUCUCCUCCUGCGUCCACUCUUCCUGACGUCCCUGACCCGAAGUCUGACUCCCUUCGUGCUGCUAGUCCUACUGUCACGCGUCUCCUGGCCACUGUUGUCACUGACCCUUCUUUUGAGUCUACUGAUGCGUCUGCGCUUGUUGCUGAGCUGGUUGACUUUGCUGCCGCCUGUCGUUUAGACUACGCCGCUAGCCUUGUUGCUGAGUCUCAGUAUGUCUGUCCUCCGUCCGUCGGGGGUGAGUGUGCUCUUGGCACGGACGUCCUUGAGGACAGGCAGGAUGACUUUGAGUGUUUUGCAGCCGCUGUACCUCAUCUCGUGUCCAUGCUGGUUGCACCUGAGGGAGACCCGGAUGCACCAGACAUCCCGACCCCGCGCUCUUACGCAGAGGCGGUGAAGCGGCCGCCGGGUUCUCCGCCUGUCUUCAAGGCGUGUUACGUUGCACGAGGCUUCAGUCAGCGACAGGGAGUUGACUUCUUCCAGACCUUCUCCCCUACCCCGAAGAUUACCACUCUUCGGGUACUGCUGCACGUCGCCGCUCAGCGUGACUACGAGCUUCACUCUCUUGACUUCAGCACAGCCUUCCUACAGGGCAGCCUGCACGAGGAGAUCUGGCUGCGCCGCCCACCUGGCUUCACUGGGUCGUUUCCUGCAGGUACCCAGUGGAGCCUCCGGCGGCCAGUCUACGGUCUCCGCCAGGCGCCUCGCGAGUGGCACGACACACUGUGGACGACUCUUGCGGCUCUUGGGUUUGCUCCUUCUACUGCUGACCCGUCGCUGUUUCUACGCACCGACACUUCGCUGCCGCCGUUCUACAUCCUCGUGUACGUCGACGACUUGGUCUUUGCCACUGCUGACACUGCUUGA
Messenger RNA from Closterium sp. Naga37s-1, 1863 nucleotides. The record is from the annotation of a GenBank genome assembly. Lineage: Eukaryota; Viridiplantae; Streptophyta; Zygnematophyceae; Desmidiales; Closteriaceae.